Emys orbicularis (European pond turtle) is the source of this 1274-nucleotide messenger RNA. RefSeq names its product methenyltetrahydrofolate synthetase domain containing (gene MTHFSD). NCBI's taxonomy places the organism in Eukaryota, Metazoa, Chordata, Testudines, Emydidae. The transcript has 8 exons. Gene Ontology annotation, cellular component: cytoplasm. Gene Ontology annotation, molecular function: RNA binding. Bases 57 to 1274 code for a protein of 405 amino acids. The record is from RefSeq and is a predicted model, not a curated record.
GUACAGGAGGGCGGUACCGGGCAGACACACACGGCGCUUCCCGCUGCUCAGGGGACAUGGAGGCGGGGGUGCGGCUGAGCGCUGGUGUCUCCAAAUGGGAUAUCCGGACGAAGAUCUGGGACUACAUGGAAGCAAAUAACCUGGCUGAUUUCCCAAGACCAGUGCAUCACCGGAUCCCCAAUUUCAAGGGGUCUCACCAGGCUUGCCAUGCUGUCCGAGAGCUUGACGUGUUCAAAAGAACAAGUGAGAUUAAAGUGGACCCUGACAAACCACUAGAAGGAGUUCGGCUAGUGACCUUACAGGCAAGGAAAACUUUGUUGGUUCCAACACCGCGACUGAGAACUGGGCUGUUUAAUAAGAUUGUCCCACCACCAGGAGCAACUAAAGAGAUCCUGAGAAUAUGUGCAACCUCUCAAGGGGUAAAGGAUUACAGUGUGCCUAUAGGUCUGGAUGCAAAAGUCCAAGUGGACCUGGUUGUUGUAGGAUCGGUCGCUGUUUCUGAAAAAGGUUGGAGAAUUGGGAAAGGGGAAGGUUUUGCAGAUAUGGAAUACGCAAUGAUGAUGUCAAUGGGAGCCAUCAGAGAGGACACCCCGGUAGUUACUAUCGUGCAUGACUGCCAGGUGGUUGACAUUGCAGAAGAGCUGCUUGAUGACCAUGAUUUAACUGUGGAUUACAUCCUCACUCCAACAAGAACCAUUAAAACAGGCUGCAAACGACCAAAACCACAAGGAAUAAUAUGGCAUAAGAUCAGCUACGAGAUGCUGGAAAGAAUCCCAAUCCUAAAGAAUCUUCGCUAUAGAGAGAAGCAGGGAGGCAAAGAUGUUAUCCUGAAAGACGAACAUCCAGACUUUCCAAACGCCAGGAAACCAGCAGACUCCGAUGAAAAUGCCAAGACUGGAAAUACAAAACUGCAAACUGAGUCCACCUCGGCCCAAAUUGGACAGCAUCAUGUUGGAAAUGAUUCUUUAAGUACCAAAUCAGAGACACAUGGUGCACUCACCACUGUCUAUGUAGGUAAUAUACCUCCAGGCACAAGAGUGAGUGAGUUAAAAAGUGCUUUACGAGAAUUCCAUGCAUCCCCGUUGCGGCUCAGUUGGCAGGGAGCACAGGGCUGGGCUUUUCUUGAUUACACGGAUAAAAUGACUGCUGAGAGUGUUGUAUCCUCUUUGAAAGGCUUAAGCCUCAGGGGUCAGACUUUGCGAGUUGAGAUGGCCAAGAACCAGAGAAACAAAGGGCAAGUAGAAAUCAAUGGACAGAGAAACAAGUAUGAAUAG